GAGGAGAUUGCAGAGGUGCGCCACGGCUAGGGAAAUGAUUUGGGGCUUUCGUUCGCUCGACGCACACGCACCGUCAGCUGGUAGGUGGCGUUAGGUGUCAUUCGCGACUAAGGCCACCAAAACAUGACUUUUUCAUGACUUUCCGGCGCAAUUUUCUCACCAAUAAGCGAUGUUAGAAAUGUGUCCAUUAGAGGCGUAUUAUGGCUCAAUGUCGUUCUAACACAAAGUUGAAGGAUUCCUUGCGGCUGAGAAGCGGAACUAGCUCUGUAAAGAACGACAGUGGCUGUGACCCUAGCCCUGAGGAGCCGCUGGCUGACAUCACCUUGCCGGAGUCAGACGGAGAGGAACACAAGUCCUGGGCCACUUCUUCGAUCACUCUCCGGUCUAAAUCCAGAGCUGACAGCCAGUCUGUACCUGAUGUCGGAAGUACGGGAUCGUCUCCCACCACACAUUCCAUCAUGAAAACUAAACAGGUUAAAGAUGAGCUGGACAAGAGCAUCGAUGAGGAAACUACUAUAGAACCUAAGACCCGACAGGCCAAGAAGAAGGCCUCUGAUAUCAGCGAAGAGAACAAAGCCAGCCAAGAUGAACCCAAGACAUCCAAAGAACCUAAGAAAAACUUAAAACCCAAAGCUGUUGUCAAGAAACGACCGCUGGGGAUCCGGAAAGCCUUGAGAAGCAAAAAAGUUAUCACUACAGCUAAAAGUAAACUUAAGAAUGUUAUAAAGCAGACCGCCACUAGGGGCAGAAAGCCUGUGGUGAAAACUGAACCUGAUAAUUCUCAAGACAAGGAAAUUGUUCCACUGAUACCUGUUGCUGAAAUUAAGAAGGAACCGGUUGACGAAACCACUCCUAACUCUAGGUCCUCAAGUCCUAAGACAGCUGGCAGGAAACAAAGACUUACAUCAGACAAAAUCAUGCUCAAGUCAGUUCUUGCAGAGUCACCCACAAGCCUCUUGGGGUCUCGGACCAGCCCCUACUCAAUGCGCUCUGAGCGCAGCAACAGCCCAUCCUUGGUUGAAAAUAAAAAUGUUAGAAGGGGAAAGCCAAGAAAUGUAAAAAGCAAACUCUUAAAUGAGGUUGUUAUGAAAGAACAGAAUAAGCGACGCAGGCUACUUUCUGAUUCAAAGACUAGCGAUACCACAGAUGCCUCCGAAGACUGUAAGAAACUGAAGCGAGGCCGCUCCUGCUCUCGGGAGGGCAGUGAGAUCUCCAAGUGCUCUGACAUCACCGAGUCGGAUGUCAGUCUCUCUGAGACUCUCACAGACGGUGAUGGCAAGGAGCUCAAUAAAAAAUUAGAAAAGCCUAAGACUGAACUAGAUUUAGAUUUUGAAAAUAAUGUACAGAUCUCUAUUACAGAAAAAGUGCCUUCUCUCAUUGAUCCUAAAUUAACAGAUCCCGUAACGGAACCUAGCCGUAACACUAAUGAAAAGAGCAAGAAAAACACGAGCUUAAAAAGAAGUACUUCAUUAGACUCCGACAACAAUAAUAGUAAUAGGCUAAAGUUAGAAAAUUUAAAUUCAUCAGAAGACAAGAAAGGGAAGACUGAUAAAGACACGCUUCUGGACGCCCGUAGUAGUAUACUCAGUAGUAUGUCCAAGACUUUUAACACUAAGGAGGUAGCAAAGAAUUUGAGGAAAGCUAGACGAGGACGAAAGGUGGCAGCGGCGGCUCGCCCGCGCGUCGGCCUCCCGCCGGCCUCGCGCCGCGCCUCGGCCGGCCAGGCCGACGACGCCGACAAGGCCGAGACCCUCGAGACCCUGUCCAAGGAAAUCGACGAUCUCAUUAACAAUUUGGACCAAAACAUAGAUCGCGACCACGAGAUGGCCGGUGAGACCGCAGAUGAGGUGCAGACCAAAUCUGUCUCCAAGUUUUAUGGCCUGUCUAAGCCACUCGGAGACAACAAUAGCAUCAUCACACCGGAGACGCCCGUCAAAGACAAAGAGACUCCUUCCGUUACGACUGACAGCACGCCGUCUAAGACUGAUGACAGUGAAAAUAUAAGACUACAUUAUGAAGAAGACUCCCUGGAAAAGGCGACGGAUGCUAACAAACCAGAAAUCAGCUAUAAAGUCAGCUCGGUUGCGAGCAUAGAUAAACUCAUGGACCGAUUGAAAGUUUUUGAAGAAUUUGACAAGAAAAGACAGAGACAGGAGUCUGAAGUUAGAUCGACUGACAGCAAAACGGUUAUGGUUACUAAUGACGUCGUUUUAAUAAACAAAUCUGGAGCAGACAUAAAGCAACUAAAAGACGUGCAAACCGUAAGAUCUCCUGAAAGACCUAUAGAAAAGGAAAAUGUGCUGAGCUGUUUUGAAAACAACUCUGCUAUAUCCAUAGUAAAAAGAGACCAAGUUAGAAAAUCUAUUGAUAUUGACUUACCUAACUCCGUAACUUUAAUCAAGAGGAAUAGUUUUAGUUCAAGGAAAGAAUCUACAAGCUCUAAUCAUUCAAAGGAAUCUGAUGCUAUCAGCAUUUUUGAGAAAUCACUGGGCAAAGAUGUGACGUUGACUGAAAUCAGGAAAUCUGUGGACAAAUCGGCCCCUACUACACAGGUGGAUCUGCACCAGUUUGCCACCCUACAUCCUAACAACCCCACGGCUGGGCUUAAGGGGGUUGUUUUGGAUACGAGUCAGAUAUCAAUAACACCUCGCGUCGUGGACUCGAGUCUGCGUAGAUCGAGAGAAUCUCUAUCUCGCAAAACCUCUGAAUCAGCUAUAGAGCCAGAAGAAAAGAUGGCAGUUCUAGAGAAAAUAAGGUCGCCUCCUCCUCAGAUAAAAUCGCCACCGCCAACCCCGAUAGCAGUGGCACCGCCGGCGAUCUUAGUGGCCCCGGCGGCGAUCGUAGUAGCACCGACGGCAAUUGCAGUAGCACCGGCACCUGUAGCCGUCAAGUCCGCCGAAGUGAAGCCUAUGGAGACUGAAGCCCUCGCGCCUCCUCUAGAAAACAUCAAAGUUGUUCCUGAAGACAUAUCUUUGGCCACUGAAAUCCCGAAAGUUGUUAGUAUUGUACCUGAGAAACUCGCGGAGAUUACUCCUAUCGUGCAGCCUGAGGCCUUAAAACCAGAGCCUGAAAAGCCUGAACCGAUGGCUGAGGAGAUCCCCAAGGUCGAGAAAGUAGAAGAGAAAAUGGAAAUUCCCGAGGAAACGAAACAAGAAAAAAUUGAAGUCCCUGAGGAAAUUAAACAAACGGAAACUAAAUCAGAGACGCCUGUCGAAACUAAACCACCAGAAAAUAAGCUAUCUGAAUCCGCCGAACUGGCUAAACCUGGCAAGAGUCCAGGAAAAGCCGGUAAAUCUGCGCGUAACUCCACGGAGAGCCAGCCGGGCCCCAGCACGAUGUUGCACGAGACGCCCGAAAGCCAAAAGCGUAAAGAAAAUGUACUUAGAACUCUCGGUUUAUUGACUCACAAAGCCGCUAAGGAGGCCAAGAUAGAGAAGCUAAAAGAAAAACAGCGUAUCGCUAAUAUGAAUAUGAUAAAGAAGUCUAAACAGGGUUCCGGGGAUUAUACAGGGACGUUGAAGACCGUUAUAAAGCUGAAUAGGGGCGGGGCGGAUAGAGAUAAGAAGAAGUACAGGAGUUCGUUGAAGAUGACGUUCCAGAAGAGCAAGAACCGAGCUGGCAAGCCGGCGCCGGAGCUGGGCGACGCGGCCGCCGAGGAUGAUGCCUACUACACCAUCGAACGGAAAGAGGCGUACGCGGCAGCCGGAUCAGAGGGUGGGCACAGAAAGUCUUACAGUAACCGCCUUAACAAUCACGUGGAAGCUGAAGCAGCCCCAGAGCCCGAGCCCAAAGAGACCCUCAACCUGGUGAUCCCGGAGAAGGCCUCCUCCUUCAGCAUCCACCCGGGCCGCUUGUGCCAGGACCAGUGCUUCUACUGCGGGGGCAAGUUUGGGCUGUUCGACACUCCUUGCCACAUCGCACAGAUGAAGAGUACUGAGCGACAGAAGAAAGUUUUGGACAACGAGGAGCGCCUGACCAUAGACAGCUGUCUGUGCGACGCUUGCUACCGUCAUGUCGACAGGCGCGCCAACUGUCCCUCGUACCGCAAGCGAGCCCCGAAGCCGCCGGGACAGCUUCCACAACCACAACAACCAGAGAAACCGCCGAGUCCGUCAGUGGAGCCGUCAGAGUCGGACUCGGACGCGGCGCUGGGCGCGCGCUGCCACGCCGACGGCUGCGGCGCCGCCGCCGCGCGCUCCAUCCGCCGCAAGUGGCUCAUCAAGAUGAGAGCGCCCGUCAGCAAGCUGCUAAAGCUCCAGAGCGACUACCCGGGGCUGCACACACUGGGGCUGUGCGCGGCGCACCACGCGCUGCUGGCGCCGCUGCUCGCCUGCGCGCUGUGCCGCCGCCGGCUCACCAAGCACCAGCACGUGCACAUCCUGCACCAGGGUCACACCGAAAUCAACCCUCUGCUGGCGGCGGCUGGCAUCCCCGUCGAGUUGGCAGACAAGCCGGUGUUAUGCAAGUUAUGCCGCUACUACACGACCCUGCUGCGUCGGCCAGACGACAACCCGGCGCACGCGCGACAGUACCGCCGCAGGCUUCUCCAAGUGCACAACAUUGAAGUGCCACCAGAAUCGGAACACGAAGGCGAAGAGCCGCAACUGGCACUCGAGGGGCGCAAGAAGCCGCGCUCCAAGAACAAGCGCAAGCCCUCCGACCCCGACCAGCCUCACAGCGACUCGCCCGACAGAACAGCCAGCCCCGACAAGGACAACACACCCAAGCCACAACCUGACGAGGAAGACAUCGAGAGCCUCAUCUCAUCCAACAAAAUACUUGUCCCUAACGCUAAACCCUCCGAACCAACACAAAGUGAUGGUUCCGACCCGGAUGCCUUUGACAACGACCCUGUACUCGACAAACAGACCGAACUACAAAUCUUACUUCAGAAACAGAACAACCCCGCACAGUUCAUGAACCAACCUAAUCUAACACAGAAGCAAAGAAAUAUACUUAAAGUUCACCAUCUCUCCGGAAUACAGAAACCUGGUCUACAGCAGAGGAUAAAUGACAAAAACGCGCGACGACUACACAAGCUCGGACAGAUGAUUGUAAAACAGGACAAAAAGAAAGACGAUGAAGUAUUCGAUCCGGAAAAAUCUAAAGAUGUUACUAUGAAAAAUUUGUCUAUAAAUGAGGAGUGCACCAUUGAGAGCAUAUCAAAUAAAAAGCCGGCCGAUAUAAACACUUUGAAAAACAAAUGGCAACAGUCUGAAAGCUUUACACAAGUUAAGAAGAAUCUUAGUGAAUUAUCGAAGAAGCUGACGGUUGAAAAAGAUCCUAAACAGAAGUCUGAGGUGAAAUACUUAAUCCGGUUAAAAGGCUUGAAACGAAUCCGUCUAUUUCAGUCCGUGAAUUAUUCCCAGGCGAAGAGGAAAUGAAUCUACAGUGCAAC
This is a messenger RNA of Leguminivora glycinivorella, 5398 nucleotides long. RefSeq names its product titin-like (gene east). NCBI's taxonomy places the organism in Eukaryota, Metazoa, Arthropoda, Insecta, Lepidoptera, Tortricidae. The coding region runs from base 201 to 5384 and encodes 1727 amino acids. The transcript is spliced from 9 exons. The record is from RefSeq and is a predicted model, not a curated record.